Messenger RNA from Necator americanus (New World hookworm), 978 nucleotides. RefSeq lists its product as uncharacterized. Lineage: Eukaryota; Metazoa; Nematoda; Chromadorea; Rhabditida; Ancylostomatidae. The record is from RefSeq and is a predicted model, not a curated record. The transcript is spliced from 9 exons. The coding region runs from base 1 to 978 and encodes 325 amino acids.
AUGCAUUACCCUUCCAUGACUCCAUUUUCUCAGCGAUGUAUACGACUUGAUGACAGCGAUGAUGAAAUCGAACAGUUGCCCCAAAUCACAAUUGAAGAACACCAUUUUCAUUCAUCAUUGUUUGGUCAUCAAUUUGCAGUGGACACAUUGCAAAAUUCCAACUUUCAUCAAUUGUUGAAAAAUGUCGACAAACUAGAAAUUUACUGUGACGCACCGCAUGAAAGCUUUUAUGAGUCAACAUCGGAAUGUUCGAUAGAUGUGUCGAUGGAGGAAGCUUUCCACUUUCCCCAAAAAAUCAGCUCUAGACUGCCGACAGAAACGACCAUAAAUCAACAAAUUUCUUCGGAAAAUAUAAAGAGCAUGUGGUGUCGCAUGGUUUCUCACUACCUGGAAUGGGUAGCUGGAAUACCGGAGCUGAGACUUAUGGGUGUUCGGGAAAAAGUGAAGUUGAUUACUCGUCAAUUAUGUAAUAUUAUUUGUCUGACAGCAUCAUACUGGACGUACAAGCGUGAUCAUGAUGGUAUCAUGUUUGCGAGUGGAAUAUGGUUCAAUCCAAGAGAAAAUUGCGACAAUAUUAUAAGAAACUACGUCACGUCUCUCGCUAACGUCAUUCACACUCACGUCAUCUCGACAUUUCGAAGGUUAAAAGUGGCGAGAGAGGAGUAUCUCCUUCUGAAAUUGAUCGUCCUCUUUGAACCUCUUCACGUUCAGUUUCCCGCAGCCGAUAGUUUAAUAGUGGAAACUGCCUUGGCCAAGUAUCGAUCGGCACUAGUAUCUUUGGUAAAAUACAGCCAUCCGGAGCUCGAUCAUGAAGCUGUAAUGGACCGAAUUCUGGCACUUUUUGGAGUUCUUCCAUAUAUAGAGCUGGUCAGCGAGAUGGACAACAUGCAAUUAGCACAUAUGAUACUUUGCAAUAAUGGUAACAUGCAAGGUCGGCUUACCAAUGCGAUUCAUGUGCAUUCGUCAAGGAUUGAUUGA